Messenger RNA from Mesorhabditis belari, 1167 nucleotides. The record is from the annotation of a GenBank genome assembly. Lineage: Eukaryota; Metazoa; Nematoda; Chromadorea; Rhabditida; Rhabditidae.
AUGAAAACAAGCCCAAAGAAACGAACGAUUAACACGGAGCAUGCCUCGUCAAUGCAAAAUGGACGCGGUGAUGAGAGGAAGAAAGGAUGGAGAUCGGCUUUAGGUGAUGAUCAUGAUGAAACGGCUCGCGUGAUUGAGGAUCAUUUUUGGGAAACCCGACUGCCACCACGUGAAGAUCGUCUUCCACCAGCAGAACCACAUCAAUCGCCGCGUCGACCUUCUCCAAAAUCGCCUAGAAAGCCGAGUCCUAAAAAAAUAGCCCCAACUUUCGAGCCGGACGAGGAUGUGAUAAUGAACAAUAGCGAUGAGGAAGUGCAAUUUGAAGAAAUCAUGCAAGAAACGAUGCGCCCAGCCGGCCCCGAGAAUUGGACUUUGCCCAUUGCGUUGCCACCAAGACGACAUGAUCCCCCGAAUUUCCUAGCGAUGGGACAAAACUGUACGGCAAAAGCCACCCAACAAGAACCUCCAAUUACCGCCAAAGAAACGCCACAACAAGAAGAACUUUCUUCUCAGGCUAGCCUCACUUCGCUUCCAACGACACCGUUGAUGAUUCGUAAAAGAAAUGUUUGCAGAAAUGUCAAGUCCUUGGAUCGGCCCACUUUUAGCCAAAAGGGUAUCUUGAAGCAACGGGAUGACCUCUCAUCAUCGACAAUCACAAUUUCAACGACUUCCAUUGCGGCAAGCGUAGUGCAUCUCGGAGAAACGCAGCCACCAAUGAAGAAAAUCGGCAAGAACCUCCUCACGCUCUCUAGUGUCUCGUCGGUCUCUUUCAUCGAUCCAAUUUUGAAGAAGAAAGCUGAAAAAGAAGUUGAACAACGUGGACAAAACGAGAAACAACAACAACAAGAACAACAACAAGAACAAGUAGCCCCCAUCUUGCCCACGCCGGAGCCGCAUCGAAGCGAGGUUAUGAAAGCUGAGCCGCUUGUGGAGGAUUUUGAUGACGAGAAUUGGAAAGCGGAGUUUGAUGAAAAGAAGCGUCGCGAGUUGAUCGAAGAAAUUUUCCAAUCCAUUCAAAGGAUACCAAGAAAGAUCCUCGAGAAAACCUUUGACAAUAUGCUGCUGCUCGAGGCGGAAUAUUACAAGAUUGCGAAAAGACGCUCUGACUACCUCGUGAAGAUGGCCGAUUUACACGUGGAUCUCCGCCGCAAAGCCACUUUUUACGGA